CUAUUAUUGUUUUGUUCUCUUCAGUAACACAAUCUUUCCAAUUUUAACAUAACAUUUUAUCAAAAAUAUUCUUAAGAUUCAAACAUUUUAUAGCUUUUGUCUUGUGGUAACAAUUAAACACUUACAAAAUAACUGGGUACACGAUUUGUAACAUACAUCGAUGUGUCAUCAUAGUUGAAUGUUUGAAACCAACCAUCGGUUUCUGUGUAAUAUUGCAGACAAUUGUUUGGUGCCAAAGAAUCUUUUAACUAAAAUACUUGAGAAUGGGUUCCGAACAAUCACAACAGGCAAACGCAGCAGAUGCUCGGGGUAGAUUAAAUAAUCAAAGUCGUUUACAACGUGGUCAUACGAUAGCAGUAAGUGGACGUCGAUUAUCGUCACCGCAUGAUGAUUCAGCAGCAAAUCAAUUUCCGUCCGAUUCGCGACCAUCGUCGCCACCAGUGAGCGUCUGCUCAGAUUCAGAUUUACCUUAUGUUUCUUACACCGAUAAGCUUGGUGACUCACCAAAGCGACAAGGCAAAGGCAGUGCAAGCAGCAACAAGAACACUCGAAAUGUGAGCUCAACAAAACGAACGAUUUUAUCAAAAUCGAAAGCUAAAUCAGUGGCUCAUGACAUAGUUGUUGUACGAGAAGCAAAUAAAAAAGCUGAAAUCGAUCCAGACAUCCAACGAUUACAGAGUAUUCCACAAUUUUUGCCGGUCAUGCGUGGAACGGUUUCAUUGCCAGCAAAUCGAGAUCCGGAAGUAUUGGAACGUUUACAUCCAGAACAUUUUCAAAAUAUGUGUAAUCGAAUGGAGGUUCAUUUGAAUGCGUCCGCCACACAAGUCGGCAACGAUCAAGCACAUAUCACCGCCAAAAUGAAAGAGGUGGACUACGAAGCAACAAAAGUGUUCAAUUCAUUUACAGAGAAACAAAAACUCUACUCAACAUAUGCGGAACAUUUCUCAAAACUGCAUCAUGUGACACAACAGCUUAGCCGCUGCAACGUUUUACUCAAUCAAAAUAUCGAAAGCAUGGAAAUACUAAACAAUAUGCUUGAUGUCAGUGAUCGCUUACCACCAUUUUUAUGGAAAACUUCCGACGAUUAAUUAUAGCGUAGUUUAAAAUCUGUCUCUAGUCAUUUUCAAGCAGAAAGUCGACAUUUUUACAAGUUUUUUUGUGUGAUAAGAAAAAUGCACCGAUUUUGUUUGUUUGACGACGCUAUUUAUUUUAUAAAAAGAGACCGAUUUGUUUGUGAUUCUAAUAUUGACGUCAAAAUUGAUUUUAAUCAUAGUAAAGUUAAUAAUUAAAAACAAAAGACGGUUGUAUGAGAUUCAUGAUUACUUUUUGAGCAUUACAAAACGACCAAUCUGUCUUCACUGUACAAAUACAUAUUUCUUAUUUUUAAAAAAUGGUUCAAAUUAAAAGAAAUUGCAAGAAUUAAUCGACACAAGAUCAAUGUUUAAAGUUUUAAGUUUACAAAUUGCGUUUAAAUAAAAAUCAAAAUGUUGUCGAUUGCUUAUAGCUACUGAGGAGAUUAUAUGCACUAUGAGUUAUUAUUGUGAAUAUUUAAUUUUUGAAAUCAAUAUUAUAGAAUAUGUAUAUCUCCUAUGAGAAUGAGUGAGAGAAAUGCGCACGAAUCGCUAUAUUAGUCUAUAGAUACCAUUAUAAUUGAUAAGGUCAAAUGUAUUGCCUAUUAAUCAUAAUCCACAAUCAUAUAAAUCAAAUGCUUAUUAAAAUCAUUCGUGAAAAUUGCUGAAGUGAA
Contarinia nasturtii (swede midge) is the source of this 1744-nucleotide messenger RNA. It is a transcript of the gene BORCS5, whose product is annotated as BLOC-1-related complex subunit 5. Lineage: Eukaryota; Metazoa; Arthropoda; Insecta; Diptera; Cecidomyiidae. The transcript is spliced from 5 exons. The record is from RefSeq and is a predicted model, not a curated record. Gene Ontology annotation, biological process: positive regulation of anterograde synaptic vesicle transport; organelle transport along microtubule; lysosome localization. Bases 264 to 1088 code for a protein of 274 amino acids. Gene Ontology annotation, cellular component: cytoplasmic side of lysosomal membrane; BORC complex; synaptic vesicle membrane.